This is a messenger RNA of Nematocida major, 702 nucleotides long. RefSeq names its product 20S proteasome subunit alpha 5. Gene Ontology annotation, biological process: ubiquitin-dependent protein catabolic process. The transcript has a single exon. Bases 1 to 702 code for a protein of 233 amino acids. The record is from RefSeq and is a predicted model, not a curated record. Gene Ontology annotation, cellular component: nucleus; proteasome core complex; proteasome core complex, alpha-subunit complex. Lineage: Eukaryota; Fungi; Microsporidia.
AUGAAGACAGAGAGAAACGUAAACGCAUACAGCUCCGACGGAAGAAUAUACCAGCUGGAAUAUGCAAUGAAAGCUGCCUCCCUGGGAACAACCACGAUAGGCGUGAAGGUGCACGAGGGAGUGAUUGUAGUCUCUGAGAAAAAGAUAGUUUCUCCCCUGCAGAUACCCGAGAGCGUGAAGAAGCACCAUUUAGUGUACGAGCACUGCGGAUUUGCCUUCUCAGGGCUCAGUGGAGAUGCCAGAACAAUCAUCACAAAGGCCCGGGAGAAUGCGAUCAUGCACAAGUUCGUGUACAAUGAGAGAAUCCCCAUAGAGGGCGUUGCACAGUAUCUCUCGUCUAUUUCCCUGAACUUCAGCGCAGAGAAAGACCACAACAAAAUCUUCAGUCGGCCCUUUGGGAUCUCGAUUCUAGUCCCUGGGUUCGACACCGAGCCCAGACUUUUCUCUCUCGAUCCUUCUGGGACGUAUCGGGAGUACUAUGCGAAGGCGAUAGGGUCUGCAGCAGAGGCUGUGACAGCAGAGCUUGAAAACACGUACAAAGAAGACAUUUCCCUGGAGGAGGCGAUAGAAAGCACGCUUCUCCUGCUGAAGUCCGUGAUGAAAGACCCCAUCACGCGGCAGAACUGCGAGGUAAUGGUCUGCACUCGGGAGGGAGUGCGCCUGCUCGCCCCAGAGGAGAUAGAGGGGUAUUUAAAUAAGUAA